UCAGCUGGCUCCAGAAGGAUGCUUGGUGUGGCUUUGGGCAUCGGGGUCCUGCUGGCCCUGGUGGGCUGCACAGCCACCGAGGACUGUGUGGCCCCACAGGAUAAGGUCUCCCAGCUGCUCCAGCACCUGGAGGAAUCUGUAAAUUUCGAGGAGGCGGCAAAUCCCAGUGUCCUGCUGGCCAUGAACCUGGCUGGGGGGGACAGCAACGGUCCCAUCCACAAGUGGCUGCUGCAGGAGAUCAAGGACGAGGCAGUGAGGAGAGCUCAGAAAGACAUGACCUCGGGACAGGUGGCUCUGCACGUCCUCGCCCUCCUCUCCUCCUGCCAGGAUCCCCAGAGUGUCCAUGCCCUGGAGCAGACCCUCGACCUGAUCCGUGUCCUGCAGCAGAAAACAGAUGAGGAGAUGGCCAAACUGGAGGCUGAGGGGAUUCCCAAAACUACCCUGUACAGCGUGGGCCUGGACACCCUGGCCCUGUGCCUGGCUGAGGCGGAUGGUGCCCAAAGGCCAUCAAAGGCCCUGGCCAAGCAGGUGCUGAACCCUGAGAGCCCCAUCUCUGUGGACACCCAGGCCAUGGUGGCACUGGCACUGGCCUGCACCUACAACUACAUGGAGCACCAGAACGAGCAGGAUCUGCUCUGGGAUGCACUUUGGACAGUAAGCAACAGCUUCCUGGAUGAGCAGAAGGAGAGGAAUGGCAUGAUCGGAAAUAUCUACAGCAUGGGGCUGGCCCUGCAGGCACUGGAGGCCACAAGGAAGUUUUACGCCCCACGGGAGUGGGACUGUGCCCAGGCCUUCUCCAGGGUGUACGCCCACGACUACCAGCAGCCCAUGGCCAUCGCCCAGGUGCUGCCAGCCCUGGUGGGCAGGUCCUACCUGGAUGUGGCUGGCCUGGACUGUGCUGCCACCAAGAAUAUGUCCCCAGGCCGACAGCUGCCCCUGCCGCCAGUGCUGGGGACACACGGCAUUCCCAGAGCCCUCAUCCAAGUGCAUUACUCCAUCACCAACACACUCCAGGGAAUACCCUUCCACUACUUCAUCUUAGUGGAAGUCCCAAGUGACUCCACUCUGCUCCGGGUGAUGGAGGUGGCAGCACAGGAGGAUCCCCAAAACUUUAGCUUCCAGAUGGAGCAGACAUCCUGGGGUCCCUACGUGACCUCCAUCCAUGGGCUGGCUGGCAGCACGGAGGACAGGACCUACUGGCAGUUCCUCAGUGCUGGGAAUGCCCUUGAUGAAGGGGUUGGGACCUACAAACCACAGGAUGGGGAGCACAUCGAGGCUGUCUUCAGCACCUACUGAUGCCACCAAGACACCCUGGACCCCUCCAUGGAACAAUAAAGUGCCAUUCCAGCAUGUCCCUCUGUGUGUGUCUCUGGGAGAAAACACAGCUCACAUCCCUUCUGUCUUCCUUCCUGCUUAAUUCCAUGAGCUCAGCUCCUCUCCUUCUCUUCCCCAGCACCACACACAAGCACAGCCUCACCCAGAGUCCAUGGAGUCAAUUCCCUCUUGGACAUCCACAAAGCCUUUCCCCAGCUGCCAUGGGCUUGUUCCUCCAGGCACAUUGCUGUGCUUCAGUUCAACCUAUUCUGAUCCCCACACCAACUCUCAUGGCAUGAAUCAGGUGCAAUUAUCUCCAUUUGAUUAUCACAAUGCCAAUUAGCAUCAGCCUCAGGCCACCAGUCGCAUUUCCUACCCCGGAAAUCCGCAGAUGGUGGCCUGGGGUUGCAGCUGAUUCUAAUCC
Messenger RNA from Serinus canaria (Common canary), 1738 nucleotides. RefSeq names its product cobalamin binding intrinsic factor-like. Lineage: Eukaryota; Metazoa; Chordata; Aves; Passeriformes; Fringillidae. The transcript has 9 exons. Bases 19 to 1296 code for a protein of 425 amino acids. The record is from RefSeq and is a predicted model, not a curated record. Gene Ontology annotation, biological process: cobalamin transport. Gene Ontology annotation, molecular function: cobalamin binding.